GGUCUUCAUUUGAACAUUUCCUUUCAGAAAACAUGUUUGUAAGUAAUAAUUAGUUCUUCAUAUCUAUAUUUUAUGGUUGAUUUUAUAUUUAGGCACACACUCGUUGAAUUGUUAUUGUAUUUUCAACAGUUGUUCAUGAACAACUUCAGCGUACCUAUGCACUUCAAGAUACAAGUAUAAAAGGUGUCGACGCCGUCUCGAAUUAGGUCAAUCCCUUGGACGUUUAGGUUAUAUAAGGAAACUCUACGGUCAGUCCGAGCGCAGUGCGAUAUCAUAACAACUAUGUAGCUACAUGCAGUGAGGUAUCGGAUCAACCACGUAAUCACAAGCAGUGGAAGAUGUUGUACCGGCCAUAGUAGCUGAGACUACAGUCGUAAUUAAUCUCACUUAACUUCUUAAAUAUUCGUGUGAUUUUUAUAGCUGUUGAAUAAUUAAAACAUAAAAGAAAAUCAAUUCUUUUUAUUUCUCUUCCAAUUAAUUUCUUGAGUAAAAUACAUUUACCAAGCCACUGGUAUAUUGGUGUCCCAUCCUGUGAACUUUCAGCGUGAAGACUCCAACAUAUCAGACUCAAGUUUACAUCCGAGGAGAAAGAUGUCAAUUUUAUAUGAGAAAUACACGGGUUUUUUAGAAUGGCUAGACGAAAAUGGAGAUUCAAGAAUCAAAGAAAUGUGGUUAAUGGAUUCUCCAUGGCCAGUUAUAACCAUUCUAGCCGCUUAUCUAUAUUUUGUUUUGAAAAUUGGCCCAGAAUUUAUGAAGUACCGUAGACCAAUGAACAUUGAUCGUGUAGUUAUGGUUUACAACAUUAUUCAAGUUUUAUUUUCAUUAUACAUAGUGCGAGAGGCGUUUAGGUUAGUAUGGCUUCAAGGUGAUUACAGAUCAAAUUGCAUUGAAAUAGACUACAGUGAUACAGAUUUAGCUAAAGAAAAAAUAUGGGCAGUUUGGUUGUAUUUCUUUUCGAAAAUAUUAGAUUUGCUUGAUACGGUUUUCUUCAUACUACGUAAGAAGCAAAAUCAAGUGACAUUUUUACAUAUAUAUCACCAUACAAUGGUUUUGUCAUUCAGCUGGGGUGUAUUGAGAUUUUAUCCAGGUGGACAAAUAACCUUUUUUGGAACUAUAAAUGCGUUUGUGCAUGUUGUGAUGUACAGUUACUACUUCUUGACGAUAUUAAAACCAGAAUACAAAAAAGCAUGGUGGAAGAAGUAUUUGACACAACUACAAUUGAUUCAAUUUGUUAUAACCGGUCUUCAUGGAAUAAUUGCAUUAUUGACGACUGAUUGCAGUUUUCCGAAGUUUAUUAUACUACUAGCUUUGCCACAAGACUUUUUUAUGUUCAUAUUGUUCUGGGACUUUUACAAAAAAGCUUAUAGGCAACCAAAAAAUAAAUUGACGUAAUUUAUUUAUUUUUAUUAA
This is a messenger RNA of Sipha flava (yellow sugarcane aphid), 1410 nucleotides long. Its product is annotated as elongation of very long chain fatty acids protein AAEL008004-like. Bases 592 to 1392 code for a protein of 266 amino acids. Gene Ontology annotation, cellular component: endoplasmic reticulum membrane. The transcript is spliced from 9 exons. Lineage: Eukaryota; Metazoa; Arthropoda; Insecta; Hemiptera; Aphididae. Gene Ontology annotation, molecular function: fatty acid elongase activity. Gene Ontology annotation, biological process: fatty acid elongation, monounsaturated fatty acid; very long-chain fatty acid biosynthetic process; sphingolipid biosynthetic process. The record is from RefSeq and is a predicted model, not a curated record.